GGUGUUUGUGUGAAUUGGAAUAUAUUUAGCUUUGAUUUGAAAGUGUUUUUUAAAAGUUAAGACUUGAAGUUUAAAUGGGGACCAAAAGAAUAACUGGAAAUUAUCAAAGGCGAAUUUUGAAAUUUAAGUUAGCAAAAAAAAUUAAACUAAUCUCAAAUUUGACAUUAUUUAUAAAGAAUAUUACCUUUUUUCAAUGUUCCUUCUCAUUAUUUUGAAUUGUGUGUCUUCUUGUUCAUUUUCUUUUUGUUCUCAUUAUUCAUUUUAGUGGUCACGGAUUAAAGCGUCAAAUUCUCCUUACUGGCCCGUGGAUAAAAAAAAUAGCCGUUUAGGUUCAAACUUCAAACCUCAAAAUCUCAAACCCUAAAUCCCCAUUUCAAAAUCUAUCUCUUCUCCACUCUCUCUCUCUCUCUCUAAGCUUUGAAGCUCGAAAAGUUUCUAAAAUGGCACCAACACCAUCCUCCUCCUCCUCCGCAAAAUCAAACCAAACCCAAUUCACCUUAAUCAAAACCCCACAAACCAAGCACCGCCUCAAUUUCCACCUCAAACCCCCAAACCCAGACCACACUCCACCGGAGCACCCGGUCGAAGUAAUCGGCCGGAUCCGAGACCACCCAGACCGCAAGGAGAAACCUCCCUCUAUCUUCCAAGCAAACCCAGACAACAACCAAACGGUCAGAGUCAGAGCUGAUGCCGUGUACAGAGACUUCACCCUCGACGGAGUGUCAUUCUCGGAGGAAGAAGGCAUCGAGUCGUUUUACAAGAGGUUCGUAGAGGAGAGGAUCAAAGGCGUGAAGGUUGGGGAGAAAUGUACGGUCGUGAUGUAUGGACCUACUGGCGCUGGAAAGAGCCAUACAAUGUUUGGUGGGUGUGGUGAGAGGGGGAAGAAGGAGGCUGGGAUUGUGUAUCGAUCCUUGAGGGAGAUUCUGGAUGGUGGUGUUGUUGCCUUUGUUCAGGUCACUGUUCUUGAGGUUUAUAAUGAGGAGAUUUAUGAUCUUCUUUCGACUAGUUGUAGUAACAGUUUGGGGAUUGGUUGUCCCAAAGGAGGAACCUCUAAGGCCAGGCUUGAAGUGAUGGGGAAGAAGGCCAAAAAUGCAACCUUCAUUUCAGGGACAGACGCUGGGAAAAUAUCUAAAGAAAUUGCGAAAGUGGAGAAACGGAGGAUUGUUAAAAGCACUCUUUGCAAUGAAAGAAGUUCCCGGAGUCACUGCAUUAUUAUACUUGAUGUGCCAACUGUUGGGGGAAGGUUGAUGCUUGUUGACAUGGCUGGUUCAGAGAAUAUAGACCGAGCUGGCCAGACUGGAUUUGAAGCAAAGAUGCAAACUGCUAAGAUCAACCAAGGAAAUAUUGCACUGAAGCGAGUUGUGGAAUCUAUAGCAAAUGGAGACUCUCACGUGCCCUUUAGAGACAGCAAGCUGACUAUGCUGCUUCAGGACUCUUUUGAAGAUGAUAAGUCAAAGAUACUAAUGAUCCUAUGUGCGAGCCCGGAUCCAAAGGAAAUGCACAAGACUCUCUGCACUCUAGAGUAUGGGGCAAAAGCAAAGUGCAUAGUUCGCGGGUCACAUACUCCUAACAAAGAUAAGAAUGGGGGUGAUGAGUCUUCUUCAAGGAUAGCAGCGAUGGAUCAGUUUAUUUCCAAACUCCAGUCUGAGAAGAAGCAACAAGAGAAAGAAAGGAACGAUGCACAAAAGCAGCUGAAGAAGAAGGAAGAGGAAGUUGCUGCUUUGCGAUCUCUUUUAUUACAGAAGGAAGCAUGUGCCGCCACCAAUGAAGAGGAGGCAAUCGAAGAGAAAGUAAACGAGAGAACCCAGCGUUUGAAAGCUGAACUAGAGAAGAAACUCGAGGAAUGCAGAAGAAUGGCGGAGGAGUUCGUUGAGAUGGAGAGAAGGAGAAUGGAAGAAAGGAUAGUGCAGCAGCAAGAGGAGCUGGAGAUGAUGAGAAGACGGUUGGAGGAGAUCGAGGUUGAGUUUCGGCGCUCAAGGGCCACUACUGAUGAAACCAGUGGGUUUGCCAAGAGACUCAGGAGUCUUUACUCGGAUGAUGAUAUGGUGAAGUCGAUGGAUCUUGACAUGGGGAAGUCAAUGGAUCUUGAUAUGGGUGAUCCAGUAUGGGGAUCUGCUGUUUCAUACCAACCAAGCAACACAAUCAGCAGCAAUUUGUCUAAUGUUUUGCAACCGAAGCCUCAAGAGAAUAUGGCUGCGCAAAUGUACCCUGACCGUGUAUGCCUGAGCACUGUCUUUGAAGAAGAAGAGGUCGAAGAAGAUGAAGAGAAAGUGAUAGUAGAGGAUAAAAGCAUCUGCUCCGUAACAACAAGACCAAUGCCUAGUUUGAACUUUGGAGGUUUGGGUAAAGAAAACUGCGGGAACAGUACCGCUGGUGACAAAGAACCAGCAUCUUGUAGAAAGUUAAGAAUUGAAAAUAUAUUCACCCUUUGUGGCAAUCAGAGAGAGCUCUCUCAACACACUGGAAAAGAUGAGGUUCUUCAAGACAAGAAUUGAUCAGUUGUUUCCUACAACGAAUAAGGCUGAAGCUCCCAUAGAAAACAAGAUGCAGUUUACGCCCAUAUCGAAAGUACACUGAACCACGAAGUUGAUGGGACUUCCAUCACCCGUUGUAGCUCAUCUCAGCUCCAUUCCGUUAAUUACUCUCAAAAGAUAUUGGUCGCUAUGUCUUCUUCUGUUGUCUGUUCAAUGGUAGACUUAUAGAUGUAAGCUUUGUCUAGUUCUCAGUGUUGGAAAAGAACCACAUCUUCAACAAUAUAUGCUAAGAAGGCAUUAGUCGCUUA
Molecule: messenger RNA, 2782 nt
Organism: Brassica napus (rape)
Lineage: Eukaryota; Viridiplantae; Streptophyta; Magnoliopsida; Brassicales; Brassicaceae
Product: kinesin-like protein KIN-10A
Exons: 5
Coding region: 441-2495 (684 amino acids)
Biological process (GO): microtubule-based movement
Cellular component (GO): microtubule; kinesin complex
Molecular function (GO): ATP hydrolysis activity; microtubule motor activity; microtubule binding
Source: RefSeq, a predicted model, not a curated record